Molecule: messenger RNA, 1005 nt
Organism: Cladocopium goreaui
Lineage: Eukaryota; Dinophyceae; Suessiales; Symbiodiniaceae
Source: the annotation of a GenBank genome assembly
GCUGAUUGCUGGGAGCACGUGCCUAGCAAGUGCAGCGUACCAGGAAAAACUGGCGGCCAAUCCAACAUGGAUGUGUUCCUCAGCCAAAUGGCAGCCCAUGGGUACGAAUGCCAGCCUGUCCUCACAGACAGCAGCGAGUUUGGCUUGCCUGCAAGCCGCCGGCGCUUGUACGUCUUUUUGGUGCGGGUGGAAGCAAAUCCUUUGCUGUCCUUCCAGGAUAGAAGCGUGGAUUCCAUCUUCUCCGCAUUUGGCGGCCUUUUGUCUGGAUGUGUGAGGCAAGGGCCUUGUGCUUCCGAAGUUCUUUUGGCUGACGAUGACCCUGCGGUGCUCGCUGACUUAACCCAUCGGAUGCAGCGACGCGAAGAGCUCAGUCAAUAUGAAAAGCCUUCGAGCACAGAGUGGGCAGAUCACCACAUGAAGAUGGCAGAAUCUUUGCGGGUGAGGUGGGACCAGGGGGCGCAGCCCAACGUCUCCAACAACUCAUGGUACAAGACUUUGACUGACAGAGAGCAGGACGCGCUCCCGCUCCUACAAGUCCAAUCCCCUGGUAGCCUCAUGCGGGAUUUGUCCCAAAGCAUUAACCGCGCCAAUGCCUUUACUUGGAAGGCAGAAGCAGGAAAGCACAUCGCGCCCACCAUGCUUCCAAAGAUGAAUUUAUGGCUUGAUUUCCAGCGCUUGCUGUUUUUGGAACGCUUGGAUACUUUUCAAGCUCAAGCGGAGGCCGCUGGCCUGGUUGCCCAAGCUGCGCAGCAGUCAAAUACCAAGCCGCUUGUGAAAAGGGCCAAGCAUCCUCACCAAGUCAAUGAGAGGAUUGACUUCAGGAAGCAAGACCUCUUGCUCACUUGGCGGCCCACAGAGACAGUAAUGCAGGACUUAGCUGGCAACACUAUGUCAUUGCCGGUGGUCAUGACGAUGUUGCAAUGCGCAUUUGUCGCUGUGAACUGGCAAUCCGCUGGCGAAGUGAGGCGAGCUGCUGAUGCACCUGCGACGACGCAGCAGGACUGA